Medioppia subpectinata is the source of this 567-nucleotide messenger RNA. Lineage: Eukaryota; Metazoa; Arthropoda; Arachnida; Sarcoptiformes; Oppiidae. The record is from the annotation of a GenBank genome assembly.
CUACCCGUACAUGUGAUCGGGUCGUUAGAGUUCGUCAAUGGAGGCCAUGGCAUCAAAAACCCAUUGACUACCAAUGCUGGCCAUCACACCAAAGGUUCGCCAGUCCCCGACAAUGAGCCCGAAGAUCCGCUCAAAUGCCAGGUUUGCGGCAAACGAUUCACUUUAGCGCGACUUCUGAACCGACAUUUGAAAUGCCAUUCAGACGUCAAACGCUAUUUGUGCACAUUUUGUGGCAAAGGCUUCAACGAUACGUUUGAUUUGAAACGACACACCCGAACCCAUACCGGAGUGCGUCCCUAUCGGUGCAACUUCUGUGAUAAAUCAUUUACACAGAGAUGUUCUCUGGAAUCGCAUACACUUAAAGUGCACGGAAUUGCACACGAAUAUGGAUAUAAGGAGAGGAGGAAUAAGGUCUAUGUCUGCGAAGAAUGUGGCAAUACAACAAACCAACCCGAGACACAUUACAUGCAUCUGAAAUGUCAUCACCCGUACAGUCCAGCGUUGGCUAAAUUUUACGACAAACGGCACUUCAAAUUCAAUGACAACGAAUUCCCAUUCAAAGAAUAA